Messenger RNA from Lathyrus oleraceus (garden pea), 837 nucleotides. Its product is annotated as psbQ-like protein 3, chloroplastic. Gene Ontology annotation, cellular component: chloroplast; photosystem II oxygen evolving complex; photosystem II. Gene Ontology annotation, molecular function: calcium ion binding. Gene Ontology annotation, biological process: photosynthesis; photosynthetic electron transport chain. The record is from RefSeq and is a predicted model, not a curated record. The coding region runs from base 163 to 696 and encodes 177 amino acids. Lineage: Eukaryota; Viridiplantae; Streptophyta; Magnoliopsida; Fabales; Fabaceae. The transcript is spliced from 3 exons.
UAUUGCUAUUAUAAAUCAAUAAUUUGAAGAAAAAAAACAAAUAUUUAUUUACUUAUACUCUCUUGGCGAAUUUCACGAUUAAUAUAUCAAGGCUCACAAAUUUGUGCCAUCCAUUCAAUUGACACCAUCUUAGAACAAGAUAAGGUUUGAAUUCAGACAACAAUGGAGUUGAGAACAUUUACCUUACAACCAAACCUGACACACAUGUUUCCAAAACCCACAUGUUGUGUCAAACUUUGUAAUUUCCAACAUUCAACUCAGAAGGAUUUUUCACUGAAAAUCAGUAGAAGAAACUUGGGUUUGAUUAUGAGUGGAGUGUGUAUAUUCAGGACAGAGAACGCAAAUGCGUUUGAUUUUGGACUUGUGGCCCCUGAUCAAACAGCUGAAGAGGCACAAAAUGUAGUGAGAGUUCAUGUACAAGAUUUGUUACAAGUUGGAGAUUUGUUAAAGUCGGAGUCAUGGAAAGAAGCGCAAAAGCAAUUGAGAAAAAGCUCAGCACUUUUGAAGAAGGAUAUGUACACCAUAAUUCAAAGUAAGCCUGGAAAAGAGAGACCAGAGUUGAGGGAGCUCUAUUUUACUCUCUUCAGCAAUGUUACAAGACUAGAUUAUGCAGCAAGGGAUAAAGAUGGACCAGAAGUGUGGCAGCGGUACGAGAACAUUGUUGUGGCUGUGAAUGACAUUCUGUCCAGAAUAUAAUUGUCCCUAGUGUUUUCAUCAAUGGGAGAUUAAGCAAUUCUUGAUAAGUUUAUGUGACAACUUUUGAAAUGUUCUUUUGUCACUAAGGAAAUAUAUUUUGAGAUGGGUUCUAAUCAAUGAGAGAAAUUUACUUUUUAUUGA